Melospiza melodia melodia is the source of this 859-nucleotide messenger RNA. It is a transcript of the gene UTS2, whose product is annotated as urotensin 2. The transcript has 4 exons. The record is from RefSeq and is a predicted model, not a curated record. Gene Ontology annotation, cellular component: extracellular region. NCBI's taxonomy places the organism in Eukaryota, Metazoa, Chordata, Aves, Passeriformes, Passerellidae. Gene Ontology annotation, molecular function: hormone activity. Gene Ontology annotation, biological process: blood vessel diameter maintenance; regulation of blood pressure. Bases 48 to 413 code for a protein of 121 amino acids.
UGCUGAGUUCCAGGGUUAGACACAACAGAACAUCCAACACAGCAAAGAUGCAUAAACUGAUACUCUGCUGUCUCAUUAUCAUCUGCUUCUCCUGUCCUCUCUUGUCUCUCCCCAUCAUCAAUGCCAGUGAGAUGUCUUACCAACACUCAGCUGAUGAAGACUCGAGGUUAAACCUGGAGAGGUUGGGCAGCUCCUCCCUGCUCCAGCUCCUGCCAGAGCUCCUGGGGACCCUGAGUGAGGACAGCAAAGCAGGUCUUACCCCCAGCAACUACAACCCAGGGGAAAAUAUCAAAGAGAAUUUCUACAGGAACCAUCCUCAAAAUGCUUUCCUGGGCCGCCUCCUGACCAAGGACAGGAAACAGUACAAGAAACGUGGGAAUCUUUCUGAGUGCUUCUGGAAAUAUUGUGUGUAAACAGGGAACUCCCUGACUGGCUGCAUAAUUUAUACAGAUGGCUGAAAACAUGUAUAUAGAUGAGCUUGAUUCAAAAUGGGAAUGAAGAACCAUGAAGGCAGCACCUAACUUUAGACUCUCUGCUACCUGGAAAUGAAUAAAUUCUUGAUGUUUUGCAAUUAUGUUGUGAGCAAUGUAGUAAUUUUUUUAGAGCUCAGCACAGCAGGAAGGAAGUAAUGGGAGGAAGAGAGAAAUACACAACACAAAGAGAACUUGGGCAGGGGAAGCAAAAUUCCCAUGGGGUUCUGUGAAAACUCCCAGAAGAGCUCAACUGUGUCCAAGUCCAGAGGCAAAGGGACUUUCUCCUUUGUCACUCAUGUAGAUUGAGGUGCCAGGAAGAAGAGUCAUUGCUGCAUUCCCUGAAGAUGUUGAGCAGGUAAGGGAUGGCAGCUUAACAAUGCCCAGUC